AUUUCUAUGUUAUUGUUUGGUAUUUUGAAAAGUUCGAAGUGAAUUACAUGAGACGGAUACUUAUUACGUUGAAUUAAAUAUUGUAUUGUUUUUAGUCUGCAGUUCAAAUAUGAGUAAAAGAAAGGCCCAAUCUAGUGAAAACAACCCUAAUCAUGAUAUUUGCGAAUUAUUACUGGAGUUGGCUGAUUAUGAGCGAAAUGUUAGUCGCAAUAUCCACAAGUAUAAUGCAUACCGUAAAGCAGCGUCAACUCUUGCGGCACACCCUACACGUGUCAAAUCUGGUGCAGAAGCUCGAAAGCUGCCGGGAGUGGGAGAAAGAAUUGCCAAAAAGAUAGAUGAGUUCCUGGAGACAGGGAAGCUGCGGAAAGUGGAAAAUAUUAGAAAUGAUGAUUCUUCAAAAGCAAUAAAUGAGUUAACAAGAGUUUCAGGUAUAGGACCAGCAAAAGCAAAAGAACUUGUUGAUUCUGGUAUUAAAAGCAUUGAAGAUUUGAAGAAAAACAAAGAGAAGCUUAAUCAUCACCAGCUUAUUGGACUGAGGUACUUAGAAGACUUUGAGAAGAGAAUACCCAGGGAAGAGAUCCAACAGAUUGAAGCUGUAAUUAAGAAACAACUUGCUGACAAUGAUGAAAAGUAUGUGGCAACUAUAUGUGGAAGUUACAGGAGGGGAAAGGCAGAUAGUGGAGACAUUGAUGUACUAGUGACUCAUACUGACUACAUGUACACCACCAGAGAUAAGAGCCACAACAAAUCAAAAGUGUUCAAAGAUGUUGUUGCGUCACUGGAGAAAUGUGGUCUCAUUGUUGAUACCAUUUCACAAGGUGACAGUAAAUUCAUGGGUGCAUGCAGGUUGUCCGGAGUUCAAAAAACAUCCAAAGAGACACCAGUGAGACGACUGGACAUCCGUUUUAUACCAUAUGAUCAGUUCUACUGUGCUAUCCUGUAUUUCACAGGUUCAGACUUGUUCAACAAAGAGAUGAGAACACAUGCUCUGUCAAAGGGCUUUACACUGAAUGAAUAUUCAUUACGUCCUGUUGGAAGCACAGGUGUGGCUGGUGAACCGAUUCCCAUUACUAGCGAGGAGGACAUUUUUAACUGCAUUGACUUUAAGUAUAGGAAACCAGAAGAAAGAGACUGGUGAACAAAACUGCUCAGGACAGCUCUAGAGUACACUGAUGUACUUAUAUAAUAGGAAUAGAAACCCAGUACUUAUUCAUGUCUUUGCUUAAAACUUUCGAUUGAGAGAUUGUCUGAUAAACUGUAUUAAUGUAGCACAUUGUAAUAACUGAAAAAUUUUUAAUACAAGAUUUAUGA
This is a messenger RNA of Schistocerca piceifrons (Central American locust), 1311 nucleotides long. Its product is annotated as DNA polymerase beta-like. Lineage: Eukaryota; Metazoa; Arthropoda; Insecta; Orthoptera; Acrididae. Gene Ontology annotation, cellular component: nucleus. The record is from RefSeq and is a predicted model, not a curated record. The transcript is spliced from 7 exons. Gene Ontology annotation, biological process: double-strand break repair via nonhomologous end joining. Gene Ontology annotation, molecular function: DNA-directed DNA polymerase activity; DNA binding. Bases 110 to 1138 code for a protein of 342 amino acids.